Talaromyces atroroseus is the source of this 945-nucleotide messenger RNA. RefSeq lists its product as hypothetical. The record is from RefSeq and is a predicted model, not a curated record. Gene Ontology annotation, cellular component: membrane; mitochondrion; cytoplasm. The coding region runs from base 1 to 945 and encodes 314 amino acids. The transcript has 2 exons. Lineage: Eukaryota; Fungi; Ascomycota; Eurotiomycetes; Eurotiales; Trichocomaceae.
AUGCACCGGGCGAUAACAGACCUGGUUUCUUUGGCGGGACGACGACCGGGAAACACUCUGAAGAACAGCAGGAUCAAUAGAUAUGCGCAGCGACGGCCAAACUCGACCAAAACCGAUCCUCUCCCAGCAAAGGAUUCAUCUUCUUCUCCUUCCACCGCAACAGUGACUUCUCCCUCCGUCGGUUCCGCAGCAUCCGCCGCUGGAGCAGCCGCUCCGCCGUUGAGAAGUCGCAGUAUAUGGGAUAGAGUCAAGACAGGCCCCAUUGGCCGCUUUGGAGAUUGGUAUACACAAGUACAGCUCAGACGACCGUACACCACACAACUCGCAAGCAGUUUUAUCAUUUAUCUGGCUGGCGAUCUUAGUGCGCAGCUGUUUUUUCCAGCCGACGUCAAACCGACUACGUCGGAAGAGUCGCAGCAAUCUGCCGUCGCGAGCGAUGAGAAGCAGGAUGAUCAAAAGCCUGUACUCGCAGGGUAUGAUCCGUUACGGACCUUGCGCCAUUUGACUGUCGGUGUUGUAUCGGCUAUUCCUGCAUUUAAAUGGUUCAUGUUCUUGCACCACAAUUUCAACUACACGUCCAAAUUCCUAUCAAUCGCCACCAAGGUCGCCGUACAGCAAGCCGUUUUCACUCCAGUGUUCAGCACAUAUUUCUUCAGCGCACAAUCACUUCUAGCGGGUGCCUCGUUGGAAGAGACAUGGGAACGACUGAAAAAGGCCCUCCCUCCGAGUAUCGGGAACAGCAUCAAGCUGUGGCCAGCAGUCACGGCUUUCAGCUUCAUGUACGUUCCACCGCAUUUCCGAGCAGUGUUUGGCGGCGCAAUUUCUGUGGGAUGGCAGACUUAUCUCAGCUGGCUCAACCAGAAAGCCGCUCGAGAGGUUGCGGCAGCCGAAGCCGCUGAAAGAGUCUUGCAUCCUACAGAUGUGCGAAUUUCGCAGGCGGCUUGA